This is a messenger RNA of Ruditapes philippinarum (Manila clam), 771 nucleotides long. RefSeq names its product complement C1q tumor necrosis factor-related protein 3-like. The transcript is spliced from 2 exons. Gene Ontology annotation, molecular function: protein binding. The coding region runs from base 39 to 626 and encodes 195 amino acids. NCBI's taxonomy places the organism in Eukaryota, Metazoa, Mollusca, Bivalvia, Venerida, Veneridae. The record is from RefSeq and is a predicted model, not a curated record.
UUUGUUCUAGCAAGUUACUGAGCAAUAUCAUUGUAAGCAUGAAGUCAUACAUAGUCAUACUGGUGUUAGUGUUGUUUACUGUUCAUGUUCAAAGCAAGGGUCUUAAGGAAAAGAUUGAAAGUCUAGAAAAUAUGGUGACAGGUUUAAAAACUGAUAUUCAACAGUUAAAGACGGAACACCAACGAACAAAACGAGCUGCAAGUGGAAGCACAGUGGCGUUUUCAGCCCAUGUGAAUUACGACGACAGCUUGACGACUGGACAGGUCAUCGUAUUCGACACCGUGCAAACGAACAUCGGCAACGCAUAUGAUAAUGUCCAAGGAAAGUUCACAUGUCCUGUAAAUGGAGCAUAUCAUUUCACAGUAUCAAUUCUGUCACACGUCAACCAUUUACUAGAAGCAUUCAUUAAACAUGAAGGUACUUCGGUAGCUGGUCUUUAUACAAUUGGGGCUGGUCCUGGUAUCGACGAUCAAAGCUCAAACUCUGUCGUGGUUCACUGCAUGGCAGGUCAACAGAUUUGGGUAGAAAGUCAAAAUAAUUAUCUGAUCAACGGGGAACGAGUUGGAUUCACACUUUUUACGGGCUUUCUUAUUGCUGCUGAUGUGGAAACAGAACCUGUUGGGUAGUGCCUGUUGGCCACGUUUUAUGACCAUUCUUCUAAUGUUACUAUAAUAUUAUUUGAAACUGACAUGUCUCCUUUUUCAAAAUGUGAAAUGCUUACAAGAAAAUUUUUUAUUCAUACAUUGUUUGAUUUAAACAAUAAACAUUUAA